Messenger RNA from Aplysia californica (California sea hare), 2831 nucleotides. RefSeq lists its product as uncharacterized. NCBI's taxonomy places the organism in Eukaryota, Metazoa, Mollusca, Gastropoda, Aplysiida, Aplysiidae. The record is from RefSeq and is a predicted model, not a curated record. Gene Ontology annotation, molecular function: signaling receptor binding.
AUGGACAAAAAGGAUGUCGUGAAGGCCUUUGCCGCCACACUGGAAGAUGAGGAGCUUGAAAAUGACUAUGCGCCAAUCUUACGACUUGAAGAACUGGGUGUCUUCAGAGGAAGUGGCAGAACCAGCAUGGUACAGGGGACGGAAAGACGGGUUAUUAACCAAAUGAACAUGGGAACGAUCAGCAGAUGGACUCUGAGACAACAGUUGAGCGCACAACUAAACGGGAAGUUGGCACCUGUGUCUCUCUCCUGCUUCGUGCCACUAGAAGACGCGAAGGGUCAUAUCGAGGCUGUCUUACAUGACGUCAGCCCUUUUCAGUGGCGCCACCUGUCGGUGGGCGAGACUCGUGAGAGCUUCCGCUGCUGUAUGAUGACGAUGCUGAGUCUACUGGAGGCUGAGGAAGAAGUCUUGCCCCUUCCAGAGCUCAAACGCUGGCAUCUAUUGCCUUGCAAACCCGUUAGGACUGUGCCCAGUCGACCAUGAAAGUGACAUGCUUGACCAAUGGAGGCCUUGAAAUUGGCAAAGACGUCAUGGAAUUCUGUGACAAAAUGGCCGACAUCACCAAGCAGUUAGAUGACGUACUUAACCCGCUAGGCGGGUUUUGGAACAGCAAACAAGAGUUGCCGACUUUGUUGCAUUUUGCCGCCAAGUUCAACUUACCAGGUCUGUGUCAGGUGUUACUGAAAAUACCUUGGGCGGGAUUAGCGGCUGGAAUAGCGAACAGAGAAAGGCACACGCCCGAGCAAUUGGCUCGAAAAUACGGUCACGUGCGAUUAGCUGAGCUCCUGGUGACUGGGAGCAAGGCCGAUUCGUCAUCUCCUUCACAAGAACAAGAAGAGCUGUAUGUUACCCCUGACUACUGUCGACCCCAGGACCUGUUUGCCUACACUGUCAGCUCCUCCAAUAAUUCUGACUAUCUGGACGUGGACGUCGAACUUAUAAGCUCGAACCAGAGAUUUCCCUCUAAUAUACAACUGCAGGAAACGACACAGAGGGGAAGAGCAUUUUUCAGCAAGUCAUUCCCACCUCAUUGCAAGACAAAGAGCAAGCGACCCCCGCCAACACCUCAUCGAUCUCUUCCGACGUACAUAAAUAUCCCACCCCCAAACCCAUUGCCUAGCAAAGUGAACUCUCUCUUACACAGACGGUUGUCACAUCCUGCAGACGACAGCAACACAACAUACAUCAAUCCCAAUAACUGUCGCAGUGAAGCUCGCCCGGUUGCCCCUCCGAGGAAGUCAUCGCUGUCAAGGCAUCCACCACCCACCCACAAAGGGUGGGUUUCGACCUCACUGCCAACGGGCGGAGUCCUUGUCGCACAAUGUACAGAACCAUUUCCUCCUCAGCACUUCGCUCAUUCUCCUCCCUCUAAUCAGUUCGUUCCGCGCCCUUGUCAAUCAAGACACCCAAACCAGCCCAUGCCUCGAAGAAGGUUCAGUUUGUCUUCGGCGUGCCAGUGCCCGAAUCCGCCUUCGAAAAUAUCCAACAGUAAAUCUCUCUCUAGACUCGACGUAAAUGCUAUAGGAAGUGACAGAGGGGAAGAUGAAACGGUAUCGUCUUUAUGUACUAGUACUACAGGACCGUUUUCAACAGCUCUACCCGCCAAGAGCAUCUCACUUCAGAAUGUAUCUUCUGAAAUACAAAUAUUACCCGAGGAUGGUACUUCUCCACGUAAACACAACAAGCCUCGCCAUAGAUCCAAGUCUGAAAGAACUCCCUUCAUAGACCCAGCAAGCGACACUACAGCUGGAAAAAGUCCCCACAGAGCCAUCUUUAAUUCCUUUGGAAAUAGACAAUCCAAGCAAGUAAGCAACAGGAACUGAAGCUUCUCACGUGCGCCAGGCUCAAUUCACAAGAAGAAAAGGUGAUCGUAGACAGUCCAGCUCCCAACCGCCGGCGGGCCUCGGAACCUUCCGCCAUCACCACCACCUCCACCUCCCUCAAUCCGGCCGCUGCUGCAACAAGGCCUAGCGCCAUGCCAAACCACAUCUCUCCUUCUAUCACUUGUAAGCCUCCCCUUCUGUCAAAGAGUUUCGAGAAUCCAUCUAAAGAAAUAGUUUCUGGUGCCACAACGAAUUGGACAAAGACUGCAUCUUCGUUCUCUCCCGUCUCUUCUCCCUCCACGGUGACGUCACUGCAGUCAAACUCUGCCACGAUAACUAUAACGAAUCCGAGCAAAAAUUUCCCUCUUGGAUUUACUAUGUCAAAGUCGACAUUCAUGCGAACCAACAGGAACUCAAGAAACUAUGUCACUAAAUUCUGAAGAGAAUGGGCCAUCAGUGAAUUCACAAACCUACACUUCGUCGAAAACAAACUUUCGGGUGAUUUAAUCCCCGUGCACAUUUUCCCCUAUAUGGACAUUAUGGCGUUUUCUCGGACAAACUCUCUGUUUUGUUUUGUUUUGUAAAUUGUCUUUAAUCAUGGCCUCACAUUACCGAAAACACACUGUCUCUGCCUGUCUGUCUGCCUGUCUCUCUGACUGCCUGCCUGCCUGUCUGUCUGUCUGUCUGUCUGUCUGUCUGUCUGUCUGUCUGUCUGUCUGUCUGUCUCUUUGUGUAUGUCCGGUUUUGAGCCGGGAGGGAACGAAAGCGUAUAACGUUUACGGAGAGACAAUAAUACGCAAAAAAAGAGUCCAUAUAGCGGGAUAUUAUACGUAAUGCUGAAAUUUUGAGAGGUACGUUUCUACCAUCUUCACUUUGUGUCUUGUAUAAAACAUAGGCUAGUAAAUUGUCUAGAGCCACAUUGGAAUGGGUUUUUAUAUCCAAUUGAACAUUACAGUUGACUUCCCUUGUGUUGAACUCACCUGAGUUGAUCCUGUUGAUCCCUUUCCC